Molecule: messenger RNA, 3514 nt
Organism: Jaculus jaculus (lesser Egyptian jerboa)
Lineage: Eukaryota; Metazoa; Chordata; Mammalia; Rodentia; Dipodidae
Gene: Prokr2
Product: prokineticin receptor 2
Exons: 3
Coding region: 696-1946 (416 amino acids)
Biological process (GO): neuropeptide signaling pathway
Cellular component (GO): membrane
Molecular function (GO): neuropeptide receptor activity
Source: RefSeq, a predicted model, not a curated record
CAGGAGGCCCUGGUGCACCCACACUCAUAUGCAUAUUCUGCCUCUCUCUCUCUCAAAUCUUUUUUUCAAAAAGAAUUUGGGCUCUAGAGUUUCUCUCCAAAAGACAAGGGAGCCAGAGAGAGUCCCUCACACUCAAAGCUCCUCCCCAACAGCAUCUUGAGUGGGAAUCUUAAUUCAUUUAUUCAACAAAUUCCUGUUUAGCCCCUGCAGUGUGCCACGGCCUGGACUGGACAGCAGGCCCAUGAUUUCCAGGAACAGUGCAACUGAGAACAUAAUUCACUAGCCCAAGAUGAUUCAGCCUGUCCCUGUGAAACAGAUUGGGUGAUUUCCAAACCCAUGGUUCAGCUAGGUCAGAGGGAUUCAUGCUCUGCUUUGGAGGAAGCACCCUGAUCCUGCUGGAUAGAUUCAGGGAGCAGCACUGGAAAACUUCCAGAAGACCCCAGGGGCUGUUGAGGGCAUGAGGGUGGAGUCAGUUGUUGAACCAACACUGUGCCAUGGGAGCAGUGCAGAGGUGCCUACUAGUCUUGGGAGUUUUUUGAUCUUACCAAAUUAGUGAGUCUCUGCAGAGACCAGUGCCACCCUAUGCCCAGGGAUGGAGAGCCUAGCUUUCUUGGUCCUGUCUUCUCUCAUUUGCACCCUAGGUAGUUCUGUCUGCGGGUGGUCUGGUUGGCCUGUCCCUGGGGAAGUCUGGGGAAAUGCUUCCAGAUCUACCGCAUGAUGCCUACUGGCUGUAUCUCCUUCCAGACCCUGGAGGGUGUGUCAACUCCCCUAGGAUACAAGCAGGCAUUACCAUGGCUGCCCAGGACAGAAACAAUAGCUUUGCACACAACUUUAAUCCACCCCCAGACCACGCCUCCUUGCUCCCUUUCAACUUCAGUUAUGGUGAUUAUGACCUCCCUUUGGAUGAGGAUGAGGACUUGACCAAGACCCGUACCUUCUUCGCAGCCAAGAUCAUCAUUGGAGUGGCACUGGCAGGCAUCAUGGUUGUCUGUGGCAUUGGCAACUUUGUCUUUAUUGCUGCCCUCGCCCGCUGUAAGAAGCUGCGCAACCUCACCAACCUCCUUAUUGCUAAUCUGGCCAUAUCGGACUUCCUGGUGGCCGUCAUCUGCUGCCCCUUUGAAAUGGACUAUUACGUGGUGCGCCAGCUAUCCUGGGAGCAUGGUCACGUGCUCUGUGCCUCCGUCAACUAUCUGCGUACAGUCUCCCUCUAUGUCUCCACCAAUGCUCUGCUGGCCAUCGCUAUAGACAGAUACCUUGCCAUUGUCCACCCCUUGAAACCACGGAUGAACUAUCAGACAGCCUCCUUCCUGAUCGCAUUGGUCUGGGUUGUGUCCAUUCUCAUUGCCAUCCCAUCUGCCUACUUCACCACAGAAACCACCCUUGUUAUUGUCAAGAGCCAGGAGAAGAUCUUCUGUGGCCAGGUCUGGCCAGUAGACCAGCAGCUCUACUACAAGUCCUACUUCCUGUUCAUCUUUGGCCUUGAGUUCGUGGGUCCUGUGGUCACCAUGACCCUGUGCUAUGCCAGGAUCUCCCAGGAGCUCUGGUUCAAAGCAGUCCCUGGGUUCCAGACGGAGCAGAUCCGCAAGCGACUGCGCUGCCGUCGGAGGACAGUCUUGGUGCUCAUGUGUAUCCUGACGGCCUACGUGCUGUGCUGGGCACCCUUCUACGGUUUCUCCAUUGUGCGUGACUUCUUCCCCUCCGUGUUUGUAAAGGAGAAGCACUUCCUCACCGCCUUCUACAUGGUUGAGUGCAUCGCCAUGAGCAACAGCAUGAUUAACACCGUGUGUUUUGUGACCGUCAGGAACAACACCAUGAAGUGCUUCAAGAAGGCUCUGUUGCUCCCCUGGCAUCCUUCUCCCCAUGGGAGCAAGUCCAGCGCUGACCUUGACCUCAAAACCAGCGGGAUGCCUGCCACUGAAGAGGUGGAUUGUAUCCGGCUAAAGUGACCUGCUGUUGUCUCACAAUUGAAAACCCAAAUCCAGUACUCAGAGCACCAUGCACUAUCAAGUUCACAAGAUGUAUGGGAAAAGACAACUGUGUUCAUGCCAUUCUGCCCUUAAGUACAUGACUGCUUUAAGUCAUUCCAUGCACUGAAGCGAGAGGCAAGUCACAGCAGCAUCUGAUGACACUAGACAUAACAGGUGGUACCUGAAGUGGACUGAACGCCUUUUGUCCACAAACCACACCAAGGGAUGACUUGAGGACUAGAGACGCUGACAUUUACUGAUUUCUUGCUGUGUGGGUAAACAUUUGAAGACUAAACAAAAUGGCAGAAGCUGCUGGUGAUAUCAAGCAAGAUCUACUAUCCAGAUAGUUAGAAAGAAGUCCUGCGUGGCUAGCCAGACUCAUACUCCGUGUUCUCAUCAUCUGUACCUUGACUGCAUGGGAUGUUAAAGGCAAUGGAAUAUGGCAUCACAGUAGAAAUGUAAGGAUGAGUCCAUCAGGACAGAGCCUACAGCCUGAUAUGAAGAGAGUUCAUGUACACAAUUGAUCAUGCAAUUCCUACUAUCUUCUGAGAUUUUUCUGUUUGUUUUUUGAGGUAGGGUCUCACUCUAACCCAGGCUGACUUGGAACUCACUAUGUAGUCUCAGCAUGGCUUGAACUCAUGGUGAUCUUCCUACCUCUGCCUCCCAAGUGCUAGGAUUAAAGGUGUGCACCACCACACCCAGCCUUCCUGAGAUACUUUCUAGGAUUCCGGCUGUCUGAAAAGUUUUUUGGUUUUUGUUUUGUUUUGUUUGUUCGUUUCAGCAAGACCAGCCUGAUCAAGUUAUCUUCAGUGGUAUAAUUUCAAAGGAAAGAACCAAAAGAUGUCUUUACCACUGAGGAUUCAUUAUACUGAGUCACAGUAUAUCCAGUACGGGAUCGUUCAUUGUGAAGGAUCUCAGGGACUCUGGGGUCAAGGAAGAAGGGGACAGAAAAAGAGACAGUGGUUGACACUGGUAAUGGACAUAAUCUGUAUGGCCAUUUGCUAAAAUUUGGACUACUUUCUAGAAUAUACUUUCUCUUACAAAAGGAGCUCUACUUGGAAUCCAAAGUCCUGAAUUCAAGUCAACUCUAGGGGCUCACAUGACAUAGAUAUUCCCUGUCAGUGUGUCUUAGUUUUGCUUUAAUGAAAUGGAGAUAAUGAACACAUUUGCUCUGCCUGCCUUGGAACCACUGGGAGAGCCCACUGAGGUCAUGAUAUGUGAACAUGCUUUUCCAUUCUAACAUGCUGAGAAUGACUAAGUGAUACUGAGUAGCUUGUUGAAGGGAGUUUGGAGAAGUCAUCCACUGUGGUGUAUCAUGGUUUAUCAUCACCUUUCAUGCUUGUUAUUUGGACCAAAGACCCAGAACUCAUUUUAAGGUAGCACAUCUGCACAGGAACAUAAAGGCAUUGCUGCCCCAGGGUAUAAUUAGGAAAAUACAAUUCCUAGACUUGCAGCCUCUGUAUGGUCUUAGAAGUGUUGACAGUCUUCCUGGCAUGUCAUCAGCAUACCCCAGGGCUACAUAAACAUGAUUUCUGAAUCCAUUUGAA